Molecule: messenger RNA, 2589 nt
Organism: Suncus etruscus (white-toothed pygmy shrew)
Lineage: Eukaryota; Metazoa; Chordata; Mammalia; Eulipotyphla; Soricidae
Gene: HPS6
Product: HPS6 biogenesis of lysosomal organelles complex 2 subunit 3
Exons: 1
Coding region: 83-2407 (774 amino acids)
Biological process (GO): organelle organization; lysosome localization; melanocyte differentiation
Cellular component (GO): lysosomal membrane; BLOC-2 complex
Source: RefSeq, a predicted model, not a curated record
AGUCUCAGCUGCGCUCCGGACAGGCUCCCCGGGAUCGCCGGGCGCCGGGAUCUGGGCGCGCACCGGCGUGGAAGGCUGCACCAUGAAGCGCGCGGGGCCUCUGCGCCUGCUGUCGGACCUGAGCAGCUUCAGCGGCGGGGCCAAGCUCCGGGAGCUGCUGCAGGCCAAAGAUCCCGCCGUCCGUGUGCGCUGCAGCCCGGACGGCCGCCACCUGCUGCUGCUGCGACCCCCGGGUGAGCCGGCCCCGCAGCUGCUGGUCGCGGUGCGCGGACCCGGUGCGGAGCUGGAGCGAGCCUGGCCGCCUGAUCAGCCGUCUCCGCUGGACGCCCUCUUCCUGCCGUGGCCGCCGCGACCUGCCCUGGUGCUGGUGUGGGAAAGUGGCCGAGCCGAGGUAUGGAGCACCGGCCUGGGCCCGGGCUGGAAGCUGCUGCAAAGCAUCGAGCUGUGCCCUGAUGGUGGAGCCCGCUUAGUGGCCUUCGCGGCCCCCCGAGGCCGCCUGGUGUGGUGCGAGGAGCGUCCGGCUGAUUGCUCGGGUGCUUUCAGCCACUGCGUGUGCACCCGGACCCUGGAACCCGGUGGGGAGGCAGGCGCCAACCUGGGCCUCACACACACCCUGCUGCACCGCUGCCCGCCUUUCUCGCUGCUGACCUCCCGCAAAGACCUCUACCUGGUCCCCACGACCACUGCCUGGCCUGGCCUGGCCCACAUUCUGCUCAUCUGGACCCCUGGCAAGGGCAAGGUGACGGUGGCUGCUCCGUGCCUUGGCGUCUCUCACAGUAAGAGCCUAAAUCCCAAACGUGGGGACACUUGGGACUUCCCCACCCUGCUUCGAGGUCUUCCUGGACUGCUGUCCCCCAGGGAGCCAGUGCCUGUCCACUCCUGGUCCACAACUGCCCAAGGCCUGCUGUUGCUUGAUAUCAGGGGCACAGUGAGCCUGGUGCAGCCCCACGGGGGGAUCCGGGUCGUGGGCACUCUGCAGGAAGCUCCUUCAGGUCUGACGGGGUCUGCAGCCCUGGGCACCUUUCACGGCACUCUGGCCUGUGUGCUGGGCUCCACCAUGGAGCUGCUAGACAUGGGCAGCGGGUGCUUGCUGGAGAGGAAGGUCCUCAGUACAGACCGGGUACACAUGCUGGACCCCCCAGCUCCUGGUGUGGAGGAUGAGGAUUUGCUGGGAAGCCGUGGGGGUCUUCGUUUGCUCACAGACCUGGGUCUGUUUGGAGUAAGCUGGGAAACCCCCCAGGGCCUUGUGCUUCCUUCAGCUGAAGACCUGGUCUUUGAAGAGGCCUGUGCCUACUACCAGCGGCGGAGUCUGCGGGCUGCCCUGCUCACCCCAGAGGAACUAAAACACAACAGCACCUUCCGGGCACCUCAGACCUUGGCCUCCAUCCUCCAGGGCCACGUGUCCCCAUCUACACUCCUGACAACACUAAGAGCUGAACUUCGGGAUUACCGGAGCUUGGAGCGGCUCAAAGCCCAGUUGGUGGCUGGGGAGGAAGAGGAGCCGGGCUGGACAGAGCUGGCCGAGCAGGAAGUGGCCCGCCUGCUGAGAACCGAGUUGACCGGAGACCUACUGGCCCAGCUCAACAAGGUCUUCCAGACUUUUCCUACAGCAGCCUGGGGAGCCAUCCUCAGGGCCCUGCAACUUGAACCUGACAGCAAUGGCCGAUUGAAAUCCCAGGCUCCCCCUGACAUUUGGAAGAAGGUAUUAGCGGGUGUAGCAACCGGAAAGGAAACCCCCAAUGGGAUUCUGCCCCUUUUUGAACUCCUGUGCCAGUGCCUUGGCCGUCUGGAGCCUCAAUGGCUACCUCCCUUUGUGGAAUUGGCACAGCAGCAGGGAGGGCCGGGUUGGGGGGCCGGGACUCCGGGGCUGCCCCUGUAUCGAAGAGCCCUGGCAGUACUAGGCGAAGAGGGGGCCAGGCCUGAGGACCUGGAACUGGAGCUGCUCUUGGGCAGCGGGCGGCCCAAAGCCGUGCUCCAGGCUGUCAGGCAGCUGGUGCAGAAGGAGGAAUGGAAGCGGGCCCUGGAGGCCGGCCUAGCUCUCGGCCCCUCCAGCCCCCUGCUUCAAGGGGAGAUCUUCAAACUGCUCUUGGUGGAAUUUGCCCACCACCGACGUCUGGAUGCUCACCUGCCCCUCUUGUGCCGCCUAUGCCCAUCAGACUUGCCUCCAGCUGAGCUACUUCUUCUCCUACAGACUCACCUGCCUGAUGAGGGGGGACCUGCCAUACCAUUCCCAGAGCCUGGGACUGAGACCCCACUUACUGUGGGCUUGCUCAGAGUGCUGCUUGAGCAGACUGGGGCUCCAGGACGGCCUUCCAACCCAACUCUCAGUCUAUAUGAGGACAUCCUCUGGGACCUAGGCUCGCCACCCCCCACCCCGCCUCGGGGAGGGCCUGUGACUACUCUCUAGGCAUCGAACUACCCCGGCCUAGAGGCCUGGACACAAUCAGGACAGGGUCUCUGUGCAAUUGACAAAACUGAAAAUCAUCUCUAGGGUACAGGGAUCAGAAAAAAGGAGUCCAAGAGUUGGGGAAGACUAGGGGAUGGGCCCUACAUGUGCAAUACUUUUUUCUCUCUUCUGGAGCAAUUUUA